Messenger RNA from Babesia ovata, 3273 nucleotides. RefSeq lists its product as uncharacterized. The coding region runs from base 1 to 3273 and encodes 1090 amino acids. The record is from RefSeq and is a predicted model, not a curated record. The transcript is spliced from 2 exons. Lineage: Eukaryota; Apicomplexa; Aconoidasida; Piroplasmida; Babesiidae.
AUGAUGGCCGAUCUGACCAUGGACGUCCUCGGCGAUCAUCCCGGCGCUGGCGUUCUGCCGCUGGAAAAGCCGCAAUCAGGGCAUAUACAUGGAGCGAUACGGGAUGUCGUAUUAGAAUUCGUCAGCGCCACCGACCAAUGUACCGUGGAAGCGCUCUGCCAACAUCUGGGUAUAGACAAGCCAAAUGAAGCCCUCAGUCCAUUGCCUAAAGACCAAGAAACCGUGUCAGGAGCAGCGCAAGAGGCUCUCCUGGUCACGAGGGAGCUCGAUAGGCUCCCGGAUGGGAAUCCCUGGCCUGCCUUGCGGCACCGGAUCCAUGCCCUAACGUCUGCAGCUGUCGCCCUGGACAAGCAUCUGGCCGAGGUUACUCAGUCACGCCACAGGGACAUGAUGACUGCCUGUGUACGUGCCACGCAAGCUGAGGCGAUGCGACAGAUAUGCGAGUCUUACGUGCCACGUCUACGGGAAUCCUUUGACGCCUACUCAAGCUCGAGCCUGCGCAACGCGACUUCAAUAUCCCGCGCAGCAUCGCAUUUGGCAAAGAUUCGGCAGUGCCACGCAAUGAUACUACAGGUGAGAGGUAUAGGUCUGUACCGCGACAUCGUGAGGUGCCACGGGGUAUCCAUUCGUCACCGCAUCCUUGCAGCGGCGGUGGCCAUGGACACAAUCGGAAGACUUCAAGCCAGCAACCCUGCAACUGCAGGGCUUUUGUUGUUAAGGUCUUCCACGGAAUACUUCACCAGCCGUUUGCAAAGUUUGACAAGGAACUAUGCCUUGAAGCUGGAAUCGGGCCUGGACUUCCACUCGAACAUGUUCGGUAUCGCACUGAUCACCAUGCAACGUUAUCUCAAUUCCGACACAGGAUCUCCUCAACGGUGGGUAGAUCGGGAGGAAGAAGAUGGGUUAACGUCCCCUGGAGGGACAACUGUUCCCAGUUGCUCCGUACCCUACCUGGGUCGCUGCGCUAGGAAGCUGGGGCCAAACAUGAUCCUGCUAAUGGUGUGCAAGGUGCUUGGAGAGUUCACCACAUUCUUUGAAUCCGCCGUGGCAUCGCUGCAUCACCAGUCGGCGCAGGACAGUCUGAGCUCAAAGCCCUUCACAGCCAUACUGGAGCCUAUCUACACCCAUAUCGCAGAACUAGAUGAAAGGGGCGUGGCAAACUAUCGCGAACGCGUACUUGCGCUUAUCAGGCGUGACUUCGCUUCUCUUCCUGCCUACGCCUGCAGCCUGCUGGUCGCCAUCAUCAAUGAAGUUAAUAUCGCAGCUGCGAAAGACCGCAGCGACUAUUUGAAAGUGGCGCUGCUUCUGCGCUUCUUCAUGACGGCGCAAUUGGAAUGCAUUGCCCCGCCUGGGACUUCGUUGGGUGCGGCCGAGGAGUCUGACAACUCCGAGUCGACAUGUGCCGUGGAGGAUGAUGUGGUCACCACGGCAGACACCCUAUCGCAUGAAUUUGGCGGUGUACGUGAGGUGUUUCGCGUCCAUGGGCAAACUGCCCUGGCGGCGGUGCCUAAGGACGAUUUCAGCUGUAGCAGCAGAGGUGCAGUGGGUUAUUUGGAGACGUUGGAGGAUGCGAUCCACGACCGUAUACUGACGCCGUACAUGGAACACUUCUACAACGACACGAUGGAAAAGCUCAAGAUGUGCGUAUCAGGAGAUUCUUUACAGCGGCUUAUGUCGCCUGCUACCGAUGCCGGCGAGAGGUCUGACGUAUUCGCGCUUCAUUACAUGUUCACCAAACGUGUUCGGCAGUCUUUGCGGCACACCGCCGGCAUCCGGCUAUGCGGGAUGAACCCAUACAACGGCUGGACCCCAAGCAGUGCUUUUCUGGGUGUGAACAUCGUGUCCUGGCCUUCGCUAACUGCGCACCCCCCUACCUCCGGGUAUUCAUAUCGCAGGGGUGGCUCCGGAAAUGUUGCUAGCAGCGCCGCAGCAUCUUCUUCGUCCGCGGAUGCAUACCAUAACACUACUGGUUGUCAUGAGGAUACCAAGGGCCGCACACCGAAUCGUCAUCAGCAGCAACAAAUAGGGGUGCACAACACGUUUGGAACUGUCAACCUCAAAGGUGGGAUUUUCGAGCAUCGCAGUAAUGCAUCGUCUGGGGGCAGAGGCAAUGCAGAUUCACAUGCACGCGACAAUAUGAAGCGGUUGGAGUGCGCGUACGCUCCUGUGGAAAGCUCCGUGAACGGUUCCACGGCGACAGCGGCAAGCCAUGCAAUGCGCCACAUGGCGCAGCAUACGGACCGACGUCACAGCGGCUCAUCGGUGGAAGCUAAAAACUCAUCGUAUUCAUCACCAUCAGUUGAAGCGAUGUCGUCGAUGAGCGACUCGAGAGCAGAUUCCGGCCAAACUCCCGUUCGGAACGAGGAGCAAACGGCUGUCUACAGAAACUUCGGUUGUGUGUUCACGGCUUCGUCGUUCACUUUGUGGUCUCAGCUGCCGGAAUUACAUAGGGUGCUCGCUCUGCAACCGCUGCGAGCGCACAUCCACCUGCAGCGGCUGUUGUCGGCGUUCGACUGGCUGCUGCUGCAGAACAUCCGCAACUGCGACGUCCCCCGGGACCAGCGCAGCAUGCCGAAGCUGGCCUCCUUCAUAUCGCAACAUCAACACAUCGAGACUGUUGACAACUCGUUAAGUGACAACUCAAGUUCGAUUUCCAUAUUGGCGCGUCGUGUGAACGCGGUGGAAUCGAUGGCCACGCUGCUCGAGCUGCUGCACCAUAAGGUCGACAUUAACCUUGCACGCUGCGUCGAAGUCUCCAAUGCGCACUACACGAGCCGGUUUAACGUGGUAUCGGAGCUUCGCGCUUACGUCUACCCGUUAUGCAUGCUCUCGCUGCUCAACAAGAAAAUACCUACCGAGGGUGUCCUGCAGGCGCUGCACAGCAGCCACUGGGGAGCUACGCGCCAGUGCAAGGAGAUUUCGGACUUGUACAGCGCAUUCGGGAAGCAUAUACGACAUAUUUGGGAGUUUGUGGAGGCUGCUGAUGGAGGUUCGAUUCCGCUACCAGUGAAGGCUCUACUGUGGCGCUACGCGUGUAUAGUAGUGAGGGGCGCGCUGCGUCCCAUUGUCGAGGUCGUUAAGCGCCUUCAAGUGGACCACGAGGUGUAUGCGGCUGCCACUCGCGGCUGCAAUUGGGCGCAGGGACUCUGUAACGAGAUGUACACUGCGUACCGCGACGAAGCGCUGACGGCGGCCUCCCGGGAGCAGACAGAGGUCACACAUCUGGUUGCAUACGUGCACAUGUUAGCUGAUAUGCGCGAAAACUGGGAAUAA